AUGGAUAGACCCAGGUGCACCAUCCACAUCGACCACAAGAUCGAAUUGUUUUGGCAGGAAGACGAUGCUCUGUGUUUGAAUACCACAUUACUCUCCGUGUGGGAGGACAACAGUGUAGUAAGUGAUAUAAUAAUGGAAAGAUCACAGCCGAUCGUCCGUCGAUAUAAAGUCCCAGUUCCUGGUGGCUUUAACGCUCAGGUGAGACUUUUAAUACCACCUGAUGCUGAUAUGAGUGGUGCCACCAAGUAUCCCAUGCUGGUUUACGUGUACGGUGGUCCGGAUUCGUAUCAGGUGACGGAAAAAUUUAACAUUGAUUGGGGCACGUAUCUUGUAACAAACAAAAGUAUUAUAUAUGCUGCCAUUGACGGUCGCGGCUCCGGAUUAAUGGGUAACGACAUGCUAUUCGCCGGAUAUCGACGUCUCGGCACUGUCGAAAUUGUUGAUCAGAUCAACGUUACCAGGCAUCUGCAGGACAAAUUGCUCUUCAUUGACCGCACCAGAACGGCGAUAUGGGGCUGGAGUUAUGGUGGAUAUGCAACCGGCAUGACGCUCGCUAUGGAUUUAAAAGGUGUCUUCAAAUGCGGCAUGUCCGUCGCACCAGUCACAGAUUGGGCCCUUUAUGAUUCGAUUUAUACUGAACGGUUCAUGGGUCUGCCGAUUGUUACUGAUAAUCUGCAAGGCUACGAACAUGGUCAGCUGCUCAAUAAAGUCGAGAACAUCAAGAAUAAGAUGUAUUAUUUGAUUCAUGGUACUCUGGAUGACAAUGUCCAUUAUCAACAGUCGCUCAUGCUUGCGAAGGUGUUGGAGCAGAAAGACAUACUCUUCAGACAACAGACGUACACGGAUGAAGAUCAUGGUAUCGUCCAGUCGCGAGCGCAUCUGUACCACUCGUUAGAAAACUUUCUGGAUGAAUGCUUUCAAACAUCAUCAUGAUCGGAACACGGGAUAAUGAUGACAAUCUAAACGCUGUACACCACCUGCCUCACACUUGUAAAUAUUUUGUCACGUGUACAUAAUUUGUGUACAAUAUGUAAUAUGAGCGUUUAGAGAAUGUACAUAGCAGUGUACGAUUGUUGAGGAAGGAUGGGGGAGAGAAGGGGAGGGCAGAGGGAGGGGAGUGAGGGAGAGAGAGAGAG
Atta colombica is the source of this 1136-nucleotide messenger RNA. RefSeq names its product venom dipeptidyl peptidase 4-like. Gene Ontology annotation, biological process: proteolysis. Gene Ontology annotation, molecular function: serine-type peptidase activity; dipeptidyl-peptidase activity. Bases 1 to 933 code for a protein of 310 amino acids. The record is from RefSeq and is a predicted model, not a curated record. Lineage: Eukaryota; Metazoa; Arthropoda; Insecta; Hymenoptera; Formicidae. The transcript has 6 exons.